Messenger RNA from Closterium sp. Naga37s-1, 1512 nucleotides. NCBI's taxonomy places the organism in Eukaryota, Viridiplantae, Streptophyta, Zygnematophyceae, Desmidiales, Closteriaceae. The record is from the annotation of a GenBank genome assembly.
CCGGGGGAUGCGGAGCAGGCGCAGCGCAAGGCGGGGGGGACGUGCGGGCGCGUGGUGUGCUGCUCGCUGUGCGUGCUGCUGCUGCUGCUCGCCGUCGCCGUCGCCGCCUCCGUCUCCGUCUUCGUGCUGUACCAGCCCAGGGCGCCCGAGUUCUCAGUGGGGGGCAUCGCCAUCUCACAACUCGCACUCACACCGCUGCUGCCGCCCUCCCAGCCGGUUCAGCCACCCCUGCUGCCAGCCGCCGCCCCUUCCUCCUUGCCCACUCUUCCAAUUCCUGGGAACGUUCCCCCUCCUGCCAACAUGUCUCUGCCUGGCAACGUCCCUCUCCUUGCAAACAUGUCCCUCCCUGGCAACAUGUCGCUGCCGUCCUUGACUGGCCCGCUGCCCGCCAACCUCACUCUCAACACCGCUCAGCUCGCUGCGGCCGUCAAAGCUGCAGCCGCUGCUACCACCCUCCCUGCCAACUCCACCCACCCCGCCUCCCCUGCUGCUGCUGCCGCCGCUGCCGCCACCUCUAAAUACCUCUCCCCGCUCGCCUCAUCCCCGUUAUUAACAUCUCCACUUCUUGCCAAUGCGAACAUCACGAUCCACACGCCGAGUGGCAUGACUCUACUGGGGCUGCUGGCAGCGAGGGAGGCGGAGCUGGAUGCAGAGCUGAAUGUGACGGUGGUGGCGGGCAACAGCAACCACGUGGGCAUCUCCUACGAGUACGUCACCAUCACCGCUCGCCACCUCGGCUCCGACGUCGGCAAUGCUUCGAUCCCGGCAUUCCACCAGCCACCACGCAGCAACACCACGGUGGAGGGGCACGUGCACCUCACCCGCCUGCCCCUGCACCUCCUGCCACCGCCCUCCUCCUCCUCACCCCUCUCCGCCUCCACACUCUCCCGUGACGCCCUCUCUGCCCAGUCCACUCUGCCGCUACAGCUGGCAAUAGAGGCGAGAGCCAACGUGGACGUUUAUAAUAUCGGAACUCCUUAUGUCACGGUCAAUCUACUGUUUUCCUCAUUCCUCCCUUGUUGUCCUCGUUUUUUCGAAAUCAAGGCACCCUCUUCUUGUCACUCCUGCCAUUCAUCCCGCCCUUUUUCCCAUCUCCUCCCUCUCAACGAGCCCACCCUCUACUACAGCAACCUGUUCCCCCAAUCCCUCCCCCGCCCCCAGCGCCCCACACUGACAUGCCACUCCACUCACUCUCUGCACCAACCCGCGUGCACAUCGCUGCUCCCACUCCCACACUGCAUCCCUAUGUCAUGCAUACCUGGCCAAAGCAACCCUCGCCAACUUACCCUCCCCCCUGGCAGGUUGGCGUGGGAGGUGGGCACGGUGUCUGCCGACUCACAGGCACGGCACCUGCUGGCACCUGCUGGCACCAGCCAUGGUGCUGCUGCCGCUCACAAUGCCAUCGAGGCCCUGGAUGCCCAGGAGGGUGCAAGCGGGCCGAGAGGAGUGCACGGCAAGAGGCAGAAGAAGAAGCAUCAGAGCAGCAAGCGGAGCUCCAAGGGAAGGCGCUGA